This is a messenger RNA of Trichomycterus rosablanca, 2436 nucleotides long. It is a transcript of the gene vps26c, whose product is annotated as VPS26 endosomal protein sorting factor C. Gene Ontology annotation, biological process: intracellular protein transport. The transcript has 8 exons. The coding region runs from base 187 to 1080 and encodes 297 amino acids. NCBI's taxonomy places the organism in Eukaryota, Metazoa, Chordata, Actinopteri, Siluriformes, Trichomycteridae. Gene Ontology annotation, cellular component: endosome. The record is from RefSeq and is a predicted model, not a curated record.
CAGUGUUUUUUGGAGGUUUUUCUUCUCUGUUCUGUUGGUGCUGGUGGGAUGAAUCAGAACCCUGACUGCUGGCAGAGACAGAGCGAGUCAUGUGACUGUUGUAUGAUCACGUGGUUGUGCUGAGCAGGAAGAGACCGCAGGACGGACACAGCGCAGUUCUGGGUUUAUUUGAACAGUUUGGAGAAAAUGAGUUUAAAUUUGGAUUUACGGCUGAAACGCGCUAAUAAAGUUUAUCAUGAGGGGGAGAUCCUGGCUGGAGUGGUGGUGAUCAAUAGUAAGGAAGCCGUGCAGCAUCAGGGAAUCACGCUUACUAUGGAGGGCCUGGUGAACCUGCAGCUCAGUUCCAAGAGUGUUGGUGUCUUCGAGGCUUUCUACAACUCUGUCAAGCCCAUUCAGCUUAUUAACAGUAACAUAGAAGUGGCUAAACCAGGCAAGGUGCCAGGAGGCAAAACCGAGAUCCCUUUUGAGUUUCCGCUGCAGGCAAAAGGGAACAAAGUGCUGUAUGAGACGUACCAUGGUGUUUUUGUCAACAUUCAGUACACGCUCCGCUGUGAUAUGAAGCGCCCUCUGCUGGCUAAAGAUCUGAGCAAGACCUGUGAAUUUAUGCUCCACUGUCAGCCACAGAAGUCCAAAAUGCAGCCGAGUCCGGUGGAUUUUAGCAUCACUCCAGAGACUCUGCAGAACGUGAGAGAGAAGAGUUCCCUCCCGAAGUUCCUCAUCAGAGGCCGCUUGGACGCCACUAACUGCGUGAUCACACAGCCGCUCACGGGCGAGCUGGCAGUGGAGAGUUCGGAAGUCGCCAUCAAGAGCAUCGAGCUGCAGCUGGUCCGGGUUGAGACGUGUGGCUGUGCUGAGGGCUACGCCAGAGAUGCAACAGAGAUCCAGAAUAUCCAGAUCGCAGAAGGAGAUGUGUGUCAUGGCCUCCCCAUUCCCAUCUACAUGAUCUUCCCCAGGCUGUUUACAUGCCAAACCCUCGAAACCACAAACUUCAAAGUUGAGUUCGAGGUGAACGUGGUGAUCGUUCUUCACGAUGAUAAUUUAAUAACAGAAAACUUCCCGCUCAAGCUGUGCAGGGUGUAAGAUCAAAGCCCGAGGAUUCACUGAUGUCUUCUGAAAGUCCAACUAUUAUAAACAGGACUCAUCAGCAUUUCCUGACUGGUCCAGUCCAAAUCUCUGCACAUGUAUGAGAAGCAUUAAUGAAGGGGCACUUGAACUUGAUUCCAUUCCAUUUAAAGGUUUGGCUAGGACCACACAUCAGUGACACUGGAUCUAAAUUCAUUCUGGAUGAAGUAUAGGCUCAUUGUGAGUCCUGUAGAAGAAAGAAGCGUCUGCUCCUGCUUUUCCUUGGUCCAUGCCAUCAGCUUUCAAAUGCCAGUUUGGAAGAAAGGACUGUGGUCGGUCACACCCACGUUCCAGAAGCUGAUUUCCUUUUAGUUUGGUGUUUUGUUUUCCAAACCUUGGCAAAAGCCCACUGUUCCAUGUACCUUUUUAAGGUGGCUUGGCUGUGGACAGUCACACCCCUGAUCCAGAAGCUACAAAUUGAUUAAAGACCUGAUUUUCUUUAGGAUGGAAGUUGGGUUUUUGGAUUUCAUCUGAUCAUCCUUACACAUUUACCUUCAGUUCAGGGAUUUGUUUUCCAGUCCUUGGCAAAAGGCAACUGUUCCAUGUACCUUUUAAAGUUGGCUUGGCUGUGAAUGGUCACACCCCUGAACCAGAAGCUGCAAAAUGAUGACAGACUUCAUUGUUUUGGAUGGAAGUUUGCUUCUUGGAUUUCAUCUGAUCGUCCACACACAUUUACCUUUAGUAGUUCAGGGUUUUGUUUUCCGGUCCUUGGCAAAAAGCCACUGUUCCAUGUAGCUUUUAAAGGUGGUUCGGCUGUGAACUGUCACACCCCUGAUCCAGAAGCUGCCAAUUGAUGACAGACAUGAUUGUUUUGGAUGGGAGUUGGGUUUUAUUCAGGCACAUUUUAUUAGUUUGGGGGUUUUUUUCCCUGGCCUUGGUAAAAGGCAACUGUUCCAUGUUCUUUUUGAUGGGUGCACAGAGAAGUCGAUCACAUCACUAAUAAUUUAGAAGGCCAAGCCACAAAGUUAAAUGACAUUAAAGAUAUUUCUACACCACAAAAUGAAUCAUCUGUUGUUGUAUGUAUAAUUUAGACACAUCAGAUUUUUUCCAAAUGUUUUCAACCCCCCAAGGAUCUUAUACACUUAUACACACACAGAGAUGAUGUUUGAAGCCAGGUCUCCAGAACCCUGGUGAUGUUCGGCACCCACACUACUUGCUGGGCCACCAUGCAGGUCCAUAUAGAUUGUGUAUUGUUGUAACAAUUGAUUCAAUUUCUGAAAGGAACUCUGGAAAUAAAAUUAAAAUAAGACGGUUUGUACACCGUGAGAGAGACGAUGUUGCUUUGAAAUAAAAUGUUUGUUUACUGUAAAACUA